GAAACCAAAUUAGAGUCUAGAGAGAGAGCGAGAGAGCGAGAGAGCGAGAGAGCGAGAUGGGGCAUCGCCGGCAGCAGCAGCAGCAACAGCACGAAGCGGUGGACAAUCUGUUGAACCUGUUCACCAAAGCGAGCUACGAUCUAUCUGUUGUCCAACACAGGCUUGAGAAGGAAUUCCAAAACAUCUAUCCCGAAAACGCAAAUCCAAUGAAUUUGGUUUCUCGGGUAAAGAAAAUACAGGACGAGCUCUCUUCCUUGAAAGAUCAGUGCCGUGAGCUUCUUGCAGCAAAGCAGGAUUUGAUAGACCAGGCAAGGACAACUUUAGUUGGGAAUAGGAGCUUGCUGCAACGGAUGCAGACAUCCUCUGGCCUUCCCGUCACCAGGGAUUUUGAUGAUCCGGCGUACGCCGACUUUAACCAGAUCAUCGACGAGUGGACAGCUCAACUCAGAUCAAAUAGAGGCAAUAACAAGCUGGAAGCAGAUUCAGAGGAUAUUAAUCAGCUUCUCUUCUCAGCAAUAGUUCAAGACAAUUGAUUAGAGCUAACUUGUAUAAGAUUUUUAAUUCUGUAGCCAUGUUGUAUGUAUAGGUAAGGAUCUGGUUUUCCUUUGCCAAUUGCUUGUGGGCGAGUGAGUACAACUAUAUGUUUCUCCAUUUUGGCUGUAAAAUUUGAAUGAGAAUAAAGUAAAAACAUUCUUAAACUUACAAACUCA
Nelumbo nucifera (sacred lotus) is the source of this 710-nucleotide messenger RNA. RefSeq names its product spindle/kinetochore-associated protein. Gene Ontology annotation, molecular function: microtubule binding. Gene Ontology annotation, cellular component: outer kinetochore; spindle microtubule. Gene Ontology annotation, biological process: mitotic cell cycle; cell division; chromosome segregation. NCBI's taxonomy places the organism in Eukaryota, Viridiplantae, Streptophyta, Magnoliopsida, Proteales, Nelumbonaceae. The record is from RefSeq and is a predicted model, not a curated record.